Molecule: messenger RNA, 2372 nt
Organism: Macrobrachium nipponense
Lineage: Eukaryota; Metazoa; Arthropoda; Malacostraca; Decapoda; Palaemonidae
Gene: shv
Product: dnaJ homolog shv-like
Exons: 8
Coding region: 92-1159 (355 amino acids)
Biological process (GO): protein maturation; protein folding
Cellular component (GO): endoplasmic reticulum
Molecular function (GO): misfolded protein binding
Source: RefSeq, a predicted model, not a curated record
UGUAAUAAAGUGUUUGAUAACUCUAAAGAUUUGAAAGGUGUUACACCUACGUAGCAGGCAAGAGAGCAAGAGAACUUCAGAAGUUGUCAAAAUGACCGUGAGUUGGUGUUGGCCUUUGACGUUGCUGCUCCUAAUUAUUGCAUGUGAAGCAGGGAGAGACUUUUACAAGAUCCUGGGAGUGCCUCGGGAUGCAAGUGUGAACCAGAUUAAAAAAGCAUACCGCCGACUAGCCAAAGAGUAUCAUCCAGAUAAAAAUAAAGAUGAUCCAAAUGCAGAGGAUAAAUUUAAGGAUCUUGGUGCAGCAUAUGAAGUAUUAGUAGAUGAUGAAAAAAGACAAAAAUAUGACAGGUGUGGUGAAGAAUGUGUGGCUAAGGAAGAUGGCUUUGGUGGAAUGGAUCCAUUUGCAAGUUUCUUUGGAGAUUUUGGAUUUGGGUUUGGUGGUGGUCCCCAGAGAGAGAGAGAAGUACCUAAAGGAGGGGACAUAACAAUGCAGAUGUUUGUAACACUAGAAGAACUGUAUGUGGGCAACUUUGUUGAGAUGAUGCGAAAUAAACCAGUGGCUAGAUCAGCUUCGGGCACUCGUAAGUGUAACUGUCGUCAAGAGAUGGUGACAAGACAACUUGGGCCAGGUCGUUUCCAAAUGACUCAACAGCAAGUUUGUGAUGAGUGCCCAAAUGUCAGGCUUGUUAAUGAAGAGAAGACACUUGAAUUUGAGAUUGAACCAGGAAUGGUUGAUGGACAAGAACAUCGUUUUAUUGGUGAAGGAGAGCCACACAUUGAUGGCGACCCUGGUGAUCUUAUCAUCAUUAUUAAGACUCAGCCUCAUGAAAGGUUUGAGCGACGUGGCGAUGACCUUUAUACAAAUGUAACGUUGUCUUUACAAGAAGCAUUGUUGGGAUUUGAACUAGAUAUUAUUCAUCUAGAUGGACAUAAGGUACAUGUAGUUCGUGAAAAACCCACAUGGCCUGGGGCUCGCAUUCGGAAGAAGGGCGAGGGAAUGCCUAAUUAUAAUAAUAACAACCUCUUUGGAACACUAUAUAUCACUUUUGAUGUUGAAUUCCCCAAAGGUGAAUUCAAUAAUGAAGAUAAAGAAAGCCUCAAGAAAAUAUUAAACCAAGAAUCCAUAGGAAAAGUUUAUAAUGGGCUUCGUGGAUACUGAUCGCAUCAGUAAAUUAGGAGAUUUGUACAGUUUUGUUAUAUUUAUGUGUAAAUCAGUUAUGUGUGGGUGAUUUUCUUUAUUUAAAUCAUACAGAAUGAGUUUGAUACCUAAUUUGAAGCUGUGAAUUUGUUUUGCAAAGGUUAGUUUUAUUAGGAAUUUUUUUGCUAAUACAGUUCUACUAUUUCAGAAUGGAUCAUUGUAUUUAUGUAAUGAUUUUUCUUAUUUAUAUUUGUCUAGAAGCUUUUGAACAGAGAAUGCAGGUAUUUGUAGAGUAUUGUUUUUUGUUUCCAGUUGGUACAGAAAACCAACUGAGUUUUUGAAAGCUCGUGUGAUGCUGUACAUAUAUUUCAAUAUAUUAUGUGAUAUGGUGUGUUUCAUAUUCCAUGUUAAUGGCUAUAUGAAUUUUCUGGAAAUUGUGUGUACAUCAUUCUUAAUGUUUUGGUCAUAAAUGAAAGAUUUUUAUAUACUCUGUAAUCAAGUUUUCAGAUACUUCAGGAACUUUUAGUGCUAUGUUGUAAAGUCACAAAUAUUUCAUAAUUAUGACUAUUUUCCGUAAUUUUCACUAAUGGGCAUUAAUUUGUAAUGUUUUCACUCAAUAAUCAAAGCGUUACUCACAUCUAAUAUUAUUGUCACUCAAAAUAUUUCUUUGGGGAUCACACAGUCAUGAUUAGCACAACAAAUACUUUAUUGUAAUGAAGGUUAGCUUUUUUUGAUAAGUUGCAGUGUUUUCAUCCCUAGAUUGUGAUGCUAUUAAGUAGCAAAUAUUGGUUGUCAAUUUCAGUGUUACCAUUAAAUGGAUACUAUUCUUGUUGAAGUUGCUAAAGCAAAUGGAGUUUUGUGAGACCAGUUUCUCUUUAUCAUGCCUAGCUUUUGUGUGUAGCUUUGUCAUAUACCGUAUAUGAUAAUUAUGGGCAUUUAUUGUAUUAUUUAGGGGAGUUGAAACUAUUCAGUUUAAUACAAGGUUUGCAGUAAACCUAAUAAAGUGAAUAAGUGAGAAUAAUGGAUUGUAACAAGAGGAUAAAAUAUAUUGGGUUUAUUUUAUCUUUUUUCAGCCUUAUGCCUCAUUUUAUGCUAUAAUGUGACUUAGUACGUACAGUAUUUAAUUAAAGGAACCAUGUAUAAUCAUUACACAAUCUUUUGUAAGGUUAGUGUUUUUGUAAAUGCUAAAACAAAAUUUUCAAGCAGUUGUUAGAAAUAAAAAAGAAAAGUACAA